CUCCACGAGCCGGAUGUUCUCCGUCCCCUUUCCCUGGAAACCCCUUCAAUAAACCUCGUACCUAUUGCUCCAAGUUUGUGUCCUGCGUUUGGGUCCUUCCCUUGUUGCACGCGUGACAGAACGAUCUAGCCACCAUGGGCCCUGAGGACUAUGACGUUUUGAAGACUGCAAUCUCCAACCAGGGACAGCGUUUGGGUUAUCAGGAGCACACGCUGCAAACCGUUGUGGAUCAGUCGAGGGACAUCACCUCCACACUGGCAACGCUCUGUUUCCAACAGACCCAAGCUGUGGCAGCAACCUCUGCUCAGCAACCAGUAGCUGCCCAACAAGCUCCUCAUGCCUCUCCAGUUUCUGAGCCUCACAUCCCACCCCAUCCAAGUAUUCUGGUGACCCCAACACCUGCCUGUGUGCUCGUGGAAAGUCCUCUCACCGCCCACCUGCUGGUCUGCUCCGCCCCUUGCCCAUUCCCAGCCGUCCAUGGUCCCACAUUGCCCUCGAUUUCGUCACGGGUUUACCCCUGUCCCAAGGUGUGGAGAGCAUUCUGCCGAGCUCUUGCCGCCACGGUGAGCCUCUCCUCUGAUUUCCACCCCAGACUAACGGCCAGACCGAGCGCGCCAAUCAGGAUCUGGAAGCAGCUUUUCGCUGUGUCACCGCCAGGAAUCCCUCCUCCUGGAGCUCCCAACUCGCCUGGAUUGAGUAUGCCCACAACUCUGUCCAGCGCUGCAACCGCUAAGUAGGUGAUGAUUACCUGAUUGGCUGGCCUAUCAGGAGGAAGGGCCUUCAUUAAAGGAGGACCAGGAAGAGCUGGCCUGCUCUCUUCAGCCUGCUCUCUUCAGCCUGAUUCGUGGUCGAAUGCUGACGUCCUUGACCAAGCAAAUUAUAUACUAUUCUAUGUGUGAAAAUAUCAAUAUAUAACAUGUGUGGUGUGAGGUUGUUGAUUC
Molecule: messenger RNA, 941 nt
Organism: Cottoperca gobio
Lineage: Eukaryota; Metazoa; Chordata; Actinopteri; Perciformes; Bovichtidae
Exons: 4
Coding region: 135-737 (200 amino acids)
Molecular function (GO): nucleic acid binding
Source: RefSeq, a predicted model, not a curated record